Messenger RNA from Galleria mellonella (greater wax moth), 1219 nucleotides. RefSeq names its product protein l(2)37Cc (gene Phb1). Bases 206 to 1030 code for a protein of 274 amino acids. Gene Ontology annotation, cellular component: membrane; mitochondrion. NCBI's taxonomy places the organism in Eukaryota, Metazoa, Arthropoda, Insecta, Lepidoptera, Pyralidae. The record is from RefSeq and is a predicted model, not a curated record. The transcript has 5 exons. Gene Ontology annotation, biological process: mitochondrion organization.
CUAUAGCGUUCUAAAGAGCAUUCUUUCGCCUUUUAGAUUUUUCCAGUCAUCUAAAAUUAUACAAAAAUUUUAUUUACUGUUAAUUUAUUAAAUUUUUUGUGUUUCUUAAAUAAUUAUAAUUGCAGUUUUAAAACGUGUUAAGGUAAAUUCAACUUUGUAAUACCCUAAUAUUUAGUCUGGUACUCAUUUCCCUAUUUUUUGAGAAAUGGCUGCACAACUUUUCAACCGCAUUGGUCAGCUUGGCCUUGGUGUAGCACUUGUUGGUGGAGUUGUAAAUUCUGCUCUAUACAAUGUUGACGGUGGUCACAGAGCUGUCAUAUUUGACAGAUUUGCUGGUGUCAAAAAUAUGGUAGUUGGUGAAGGCACCCACUUCUUUGUCCCUUGGGUGCAGAAACCUAUAAUUUUUGAUAUCAGAUCUAGACCAAGAAAUGUUCCAACUGUGACAGGCAGUAAAGAUCUACAAAAUGUGAACAUCACCCUUCGUAUCCUGUUCAGACCUGUUCCUGACCAGUUACCAAAGAUUUACACUAUUCUAGGUGUAGACUAUGAUGAAAGAGUACUACCAUCAAUCACAUCUGAAGUCCUCAAAGCAGUUGUUGCUCAAUUUGAUGCUGGAGAACUUAUUACACAAAGAGAGGUUGUAUCACAAAAAGUCAAUGAAAGCUUAACUGAAAGAGCAGGACAGUUUGGUUUGAUCCUUGAUGACAUUUCUAUUACACAUCUAACAUUCGGCAAGGAAUUCACGCAGGCUGUUGAACUCAAACAAGUGGCGCAACAGGAAGCUGAAAAGGCAAGAUUCCUUGUAGAAAAGGCGGAGCAGCAAAAGAAGGCUGCUGUCAUUGCGGCAGAGGGUGACGCGCAAGCUGCCAUUCUUCUAGCAAAAUCUUUCGGUAGCGCCGGCGAGGGCCUUGUAGAACUCCGACGUAUUGAGGCUGCAGAAGAUAUCGCAUAUCAACUAUCGAAAUCACGUAAUGUCACUUAUUUACCUCAGGGGCAAAAUGUACUGUUAAAUCUUCCUACGCAAAAUUAAACGGCUGAUUAUUUAUAAUGUAUAUUAAGAUUUAUUGUGGUGGACUCUAUAUAAUUGCAUUUGUAUUUACACAAUGUUUAAUAUGAAAUAGUGUAAUAAAUUUAUAAAGACUCCACCUAUAAAGAACAUAGUGUUGAAUUAGUUGUAUGUUAAAAAUAUGGUACCUACAUUAAAAUUUUGUUGGAAAUA